AUGUCACAUCCUGUGGGCACAACUGUUCGUAUCACAGACUUCGUCAAACACAUCCCUGUCCGCAGGCAGACUGCCUUGAAGGGUGCUACGAAAAAUCUCUCGAGGAUCAAAAGGCUUCUCCAGACCUACGCUAUAGCUCAACCAUCCAAGAGGUUCUCCCUCAAAGUUCUAAAGGCGAAAAAUGAAAACAGCAAUUGGACCUAUGCGCCAAAUGCAGACGCCUCGCUCCCGGAUGCAGCUCUCAAGGUAGCCGGCACAGAAGUGUCUUCUUCUUGUGCCGUGAAGCGCCUUUCCUCCCAAAGUACCGCUGGAAAUCAACGAGGACCAUCGGACCGGAAGGAGUACGAAGCCAUCGCCCUUCUUCCAAAGACACAAUUUGAUACCCCCAAGAUCAACAACGCAGGCCAAUACAUCAGUGUAGAUGGCCGCCCUCUCUCUAGUAGCAGGGGGAUUGGGCAUGAGAUCGUCAAAACUUUCAAGCGAUAUAUCCGUGUCGCCGCAUCCAAAAAUGAAUCCUCCAAAUCGGUUAGCGAUCCGUUUCUCUGUCUGCAAAUUCGCUGUCCCCGAGGAACGUACGAUGUCAACAUCGAGCCAGCGAAAGAUGAUGUGCUCUUCGAAGACCGAGAUGUGCUCUUGGUCUUGGUGGAGGAUCUGUUUCACGACCACUACGGAGGAUUAGGUAGGGCGGAGGGAAGAACUUCCAACCAAGGCAAAGAGGAUGCCUGCACAUCCGAUGGAGGGCCGGGAGGAUUUGAGCUUUUGAUGGCUAGGAAGCCAACUACGGACCUUUCCUCACAGGCUCGCGAUCCUGAGAACCCCUUCAGUGAAGCUAUACCCCGCACGCCUCUCUCACAAAAGCCGCUCCGAUCUGAGUACGCCUUUUCGUCUGCGGUUCAUUCUAGCGGCAAGGACCACGAAAGUCCUGACGAAUCGGUCACCGCCAGAGACAAGCGUUCCCGCUUCGUCAAUCCGUGGUCUAUCUCCAGAAUCAAUGCCUCAUUUCAAACACCGCGACGCGGGACCAAUUCUCUCAAUCAAGCAAGCCCUGUGGAUCUAUCCAGUGGUAGCUUGCAGGGACAAGUCCGAAGGGCGAGUGAAUCACGAGGCUUCCAGCAUUCUCCCAACUCGGACCUGAUAAGUCCCCUUACUUCUCGACUUGCAUCUGGGUCGCCAGUGAGGCGCCGUCGACAGCAUGCGCAAGAAUCGAUCGAGUCCUCCCCGAAGAAUAAUCACAUUUCGAGCGCCCGACGCGCUGAGAGAGAACGUGAUCGAGAUCGGUAUGGGAACGGAGCUCUAGACACAUGGUUCCAGAGAACCACGCAAGUCUCCCUGCAGCAAAACCCUGUUGAGGAAGGACCGACUCAAGAACCGGAUUCACCGGUUUCUUUCCUUGCUCAGCAACGGUUUGGUUUGCCCACGAAUACUUCGCCGAAAAUUGUGCAUCUCGAUGGACAGAAUGAUGGUUGUUCGGACAGUCCAUCUAAAAAUAGCAUCACUUCAGAAGCUGCCCGACAUGUGCCUUCGCAACCUGAACACCAAGAUGACUAUAUUACAGAGUCAAUGGAUAGUAGUCGAGGACUUCCGGUUCUCGAAAGGUGGGCCGCUCGACUUCACGAAGGAGUCAGUCAUGAGGAACCAUCUGAUGUGGAGAAAGCACUUGACUUUGAAAGGCGGAAGAAAGAAGCCAUCCAGAACAGUCGCACACGCUUCAAGGCGAACGGUAAACCAUCCAGUUCGCAGACUGCUCCAGUAUCGCAUUCGCCUCAUCGCAGUCGAUAUCUUGCCGCAAAAGCUGCCUUAACUUCGUCGCAAAGUUCGAUUGGUCAGCCGUUCUCUGCGACAACUCUCUCCCCCCAUGAUCCGCGAGCAUACCUCAUCCGGCAGGAAAGAGACCUUUCUACCGAUGAGCCUUCAACGAGCAACGGAAAGGCCCGGAGACUACCCACCAACCGGCUUCCCUUCGAACGUAUACCUGAUGGCUCUGACCUGCAUGAUCUCGGUUUAACCUGCUCGGUUGACUUGCCGUCCGGCUCGAACUCGUUCAAGUGGAAUAUGCCAGAGGAUCUAUAUACUGAGAGUGACAACAAAGCUACCGCGUUCUCGGCAUCUGAGCUCGAAACCUGCUUGCCGUUCUGGAAUGAACGAUUGAUGCUUAUUAUGAAACAGCAAUACAAAAGCAAGGAUGAAUCAAAGCCUUUGAGUAUUCAAAUUGAUCUUGCCGCCAUUAUUUCUCAGCAUGUGCAAAUAGCCCAAAACAAGUAG
Penicillium egyptiacum is the source of this 2262-nucleotide messenger RNA. The record is from the annotation of a GenBank genome assembly. NCBI's taxonomy places the organism in Eukaryota, Fungi, Ascomycota, Eurotiomycetes, Eurotiales, Aspergillaceae.